Messenger RNA from Exophiala bonariae, 978 nucleotides. RefSeq lists its product as uncharacterized. The coding region runs from base 1 to 978 and encodes 325 amino acids. The record is from RefSeq and is a predicted model, not a curated record. Gene Ontology annotation, molecular function: molybdenum ion binding; pyridoxal phosphate binding; catalytic activity. Lineage: Eukaryota; Fungi; Ascomycota; Eurotiomycetes; Chaetothyriales; Herpotrichiellaceae. The transcript has a single exon.
AUGGGCCUUCCAGUCUACGAGAUCUCGCAAGUACGUAUCUAUCCUAUCAAAUCAUGCCGCGGCAUAUCAGUUGAUUCGGCGAAACUCACCGUUUCGGGCUUUCAAUAUGACCGAAAGUGGAUGUUUGUCAAUGCAGACCACAAGUUCCUCACAAUCCGCGAAAGACCGCAGUUGACAUUGGUCAAUACCGCCAUUGAUGAAGCUGCCGGACACCUCAACAUCACCAUUGGGACCGAUAAGGAUAAAUCACUAUCGUUGCCACUCGAUCCAACUGCCGAAUGGCUCAAGGCGAACACCAAGCCUGCUACAGUGAAUGUCUGGGACAUCGACGCAGAGGCACUCAUUUACACGGACUCGAAGAUCCAAACCCUCUUCCGAGAAUUCAUCGGUCAAGGUACUGAUGUCUUCCUCGCCGUGAUAGACCCCGACAAGCCUCGCGCGUGCCGCGGUAAUGCCGCACCAGAUGUCCUGGGUCGCAAAGCGACCAUCAACUUUCCAGACGAGAUGCCGGUUCAGAUUGCCUCUGAGGCUUCCAUUGCGGAUCUGAACACCCGAAUGAAGGACCGCGGACUCGAGGAGAUCACCAUCGAACGCUUCAGGCCGAAUAUUGUCAUCAAAGGUGCCGAAGCCUGGUCUGAAGAUAGCUGGAAGGCCGUGCGCAUCAAUGGCUCUACCGCUCCGUUGGCGUCGUAUUUACCUUCUGCCGUCUCGAGCUUGACUGGUUCGAUUGACAUUGAUGUUGCGGCUCGAUGUCCAAGGUGUACCAUCCCGAAUGUGAAUUCUGAGACGGGAGAGAAGAGCAUAAAAGAGCCCUUCGAUACGCUGAUGACGUUCCGAAGAGUCGAUGAGGGUGCCAAGUGGUUUCCUUGCUUUGGCAUGCUGUGUAUUCCGAGGACCGAGGGUCAGGUCGAGGUGGGUAUGAGGUUCGAAGUGUUGGCCACAACCCAGGAGCAUAAGUUCAUCAAGGGUUAUUCAUGA